GGGAAGUGUGCACUUUCUCCCCGUUUUGGAACGAAGGUUAGCCACGCGAUUGGCAACCAAGAAAUCGCGACUUACUUGCGGUUUGUAUGGCGUGGGUUGAUCGUUUCAAUAUGUUCGGUAACCAUCUGGGCCGACAGAUGAUCGAGUGCAAACAAGUUGAACCUGGUUACUGAUAUUCAAACAUUGGCACGAAGUUGUUCAUUUCAGAAUUUGCUUGCACAGAUCCACAACAACCACAUAACUACCUCGUCAUGGGCAAGCCGUUCUUGACCGUGGAAGACUUGAAGAUGUCAUUCUCGCUCUUCUGCUGCGUGUAUGGCAUCGGGACCCUCGGCAUGCCGGGCAACUACGCCCGCGCCGGCUACUUCUGGGCCACGCUCGCGUUGGUGUUUAUGGCUGCAGUCAACACGUACGCCACCGUGUGCUUGUCCAAGGUCAUGCUUGAAGCCCCCAAGAACGUCCGCACCAUGGGCGACUUGGGCGAGUUCGUCCUCGGCUGCACCGGUCGCUGGCUCAUGACCAUCACGCAAAUCAUGACGUGCAUCCUCGUGCCGAUUGCGUUCCUUGUGUUGGGCGGCAUCAUGUGUACCAUCAUGUUCCCCGACUCGUACCACACGACCACAUGGAUCAUCAUCAUGGGGCUGUCGUUACUUCCCGUGACGUUGAUCCCGACGUUGAAGGAAGGUGCUGGCGCGGCGGCCGCCGGAGCGUUCGGCACUAUCGUCGCCGACGCCAUCGCCCUCUACCUCUUGGUGGACAACAUGCACGACCUCAACACUGCGGGUGUGGCCACCCCCAAGCCCGACCCUGGCUUCAAGCAGGUCGCCACGACCUUUGGCAACUUGGCCUUGGCCUACGGCGCCGGCAUUGUCAUCCCUGCCCUUCAACGCGACCACUCGGAUCCUACCCGCAUGCCCCGCAUCAUCUACGUGACACUUGGCGUGAUCUCCGUGUGCUUUAUGAUCGUCGCCAUCACCGGUGUGUCGGCCGUCGGGUGCCAAAUCCCGGGCAACUUGUUGUUUGCGAUCGCCGGCUCCAAGAACGGUUUCUUGGCAAACCGCGGCGGCGUCAUCCUCGCUAUGCUUGCCAUGCAAUUGCACGUGACCAUCGCGUUCGCGGUGAUCAUGACCCCUGGCUUUUACAUCUUGGAACGGGUGAUUUUCGGCCUCCACAAGCACAACUUUACGUUGGAAGCUGAGGUGGAAACCGGCUACGACAAGGCUGAAACCCCUGGUGCUGCUGCCAACAAGGACGCCGAACCCCUCGCGAUUGCCGGCGAAGUCGAAGCGCACGACCGCGACGCCGCCACGUACCGCCAACCUGGCGUGUACCCCAAAGUCGCCGCCCUGCGCGUGGUGAUCGUGGCCGCCGCCGUCGCCAUUGCCUGUGCAUGGGAAGAACGUCUCCUGGAUUUGCUCGACUUUACCGGGGCUUCGUGCAUCGCCGUAUCGUGUAUGAUCCUGCCAAUGGUGUUUUACCUCAAGCACUUUGGCAACCGCGUGUCUGUACCCGAACGAGUGUGGGCAUACUUUGCCAUCUUGGCCACGCUCUUCUUGGCAGUGUACGCGACCGUCUUAGCCGCGGACCCCCUGUUCAACCCCCCCACCGGCCCCGCUCCACAGCCCAAGUGGGACAACGUCAAGUUCAGCUUCUGCCCCGCGGGGUCGUACCAGCACAUCACGUUCACCAACGUGUCGUACCACAAGAACUUUACGUCGCCGUUGUAUUAAGCAACAGCAGCGCUAUUACAUACCACCCAAAUCUGUCCACGUAUGCGAGUAAUUGUAGUCGUAAAAUAUAAUGCAUCGAGAUAUUAUUCAAUGGGA
Aphanomyces astaci is the source of this 1826-nucleotide messenger RNA. RefSeq lists its product as hypothetical. Gene Ontology annotation, cellular component: vacuolar membrane. Gene Ontology annotation, biological process: amino acid transmembrane transport. The record is from RefSeq and is a predicted model, not a curated record. Gene Ontology annotation, molecular function: amino acid transmembrane transporter activity. Bases 252 to 1730 code for a protein of 492 amino acids. The transcript has a single exon. NCBI's taxonomy places the organism in Eukaryota, Oomycota, Saprolegniomycetes, Saprolegniales, Verrucalvaceae.